This is a messenger RNA of Anas platyrhynchos (mallard), 6097 nucleotides long. It is a transcript of the gene ANKLE2, whose product is annotated as ankyrin repeat and LEM domain containing 2. Gene Ontology annotation, biological process: negative regulation of phosphorylation. Gene Ontology annotation, molecular function: protein phosphatase 2A binding. Lineage: Eukaryota; Metazoa; Chordata; Aves; Anseriformes; Anatidae. Gene Ontology annotation, cellular component: endoplasmic reticulum. The record is from RefSeq and is a predicted model, not a curated record.
GGGGCGGCGGCGGGCGGCGGGCGGCGGGCGGGCCGCGGCAUGGAGCGCUGGGCCGGGGCCGGCUGGGGCUCCCUGUGGGGGGCCGGCUGGGGCCGCUGGCCGGCCUGGGAGCUGCUGGCCGCCUGCGCCGUCAUCGGCGCCGUGGGCUGGCUGCUGCGGCUGCUGGACAGGAGGCCGCGAGGCCGCCGGGCCCCGCUCGGCCCCACCGCGCCGCCCGCCGAGGGGAGCCGGCGCCGCGGCGGGAGCCGCCCAGGUGAAAUAACAAUGGAUGCAAUAUUAUCCCGACUGAAGCAGCUCAACCCUGAUGAGCUUAGAGAAGAAGUCGUAAGAGCAGGACUCAAGUGUGGGCCCAUUACUGCGACUACUAGGUUUAUUUUUGAAAAAAAAUUGGCUCAGUUUUUGUUGGAGCAGCAAGGAGCAUCGGAAGAAAAAGGAUCAGGUUGGUCAGAGACUGCUGCUGGAAAUGUCCCAUCUGACAGCAGCCAGGCAGAAUCUCAGAAGGCUUUGAAAAAUGCAGUGCUGAAUCACAACCAUGAGGGAAACGUUCCCGAAGAGGCAGACUUUGGGUACUGUGUGGGUCUGAACCCUCCAGAAGAAGAAGCUGUGAUGCACAUGAACUGUUCGGCUCCAGUCUGUGGAGCAGGAUAUGCUGAUUCACAGAUGAGUGCUCAGAUGCCAUCCAGUGAUCCUCCGCUCUACUAUGGUGUUUGUCCUGUUUAUGAUGACAUAUUGGCAAGAAACGAGAGAAUACAUGUUUAUGAAGAUAAAAAAGAAGCUCUCCAAGCUGUUAAGAUGAUUAAGGGUUCCCGUUUUAAAGCUUUUUCAAACAGAGAAGAUGCUGAGAAAUUUGCUAAAGGAAUUUGUGAUUACUUUCCAUCUCCAAGCAAGUCCUCCUUAACUUUGUCUCCAAUGAAAACAGGAUCAUUUAACAGAGAUGGCUUAUGCUCCCCUGAGAUGGAAACUGCUAAUAAAGAAAGGGCCAACAGUUAUAAAAGUCCACGUACUCAGGAUCUUACUGCUAAACUUCGGAAAGCUGUUGAGAAAGGAGAUAUAUCAACGUUUUCAGAACUUAUUUGGAGCAACCCUCGCUAUCUGAUUGGAUCCGGAGACAAUCCAACGGUUGUGCAGGAAGGGUGCAGGUACAAUGUCAUGCAUGUUGCUGCCAAAGAGAAUCAACCUGGUAUCUGCCAGUUAUUACUGGACACUUUGGAAAAUCCCGAAUUUAUGCGGCUUAUGUAUCCAGAUGAUGAUAGUACAAUGUUAAAGAAUCGCAUCCGAUAUAUUGUUGACCUUUACCUUAAUACACCAGAUAAAAUGGGAUUUGAUACUCCAUUGCAUUUUGCCUGCAAGUUUGGGAAUUUGGAUGUUGUUAAUGUGCUUACCUCACACCCAGCUAUUGUAAAAAAUCCAAGGAACAAAUACGAUCAAACUCCAGCAGAAGUAGUGUGUGAGAGAAGCAAGAAUAAAUCUGCAGAAUUGAAAGAAAAACUAAGAGAGUAUUUGAAAGGUCGAUACUAUGUACCACUGCUGAGAGCAGAAGACAAUUCCUCAGCUCCUGUAAUUGGUGCACCCUGGUCACCGGAUCAGACAGACGAGAUCCCCCAGACACCUUUAUCUAAAUACCCUGGCAGCCCCAAAGAUCCAGUGUUGUCUAUAAGAGCUUUUGCAGGCCCCAUGAGCCCCUCAAAGGCUGAAGAAUUUCGCAGGCUGUGGAAGACUCCACCCCGAGAGAAAGCUGGCUUCUUUCACAAUGUCAGGAAAUCUGAUCUGGAAAGAGGUGUUGAAAGAGUUGGAAGGGAGUUAGCUCAUGAACUGGGGUUCCCGUGGGUUGAAUACUGGGAAUUUCUGGGCUGUUUUGUUGAUCUGUCUUCCCAGGAGGGGUUGCGAAAAUUAGAAGAGUACCUGAGUCAUCGGGAAAUGAGCGAAAAGGCUCAGCAAGAGACAGGGGAAAAUGAAACCUGCAAUAGAUUUAAAACUCCACAUCCUUCUGGCAAGAGCAAAAAGUGCUGCAAUUCUAUUUCUGUUGGAGCAUUUUUGGAUGAGGAUGAUGAUGACAUGAGCUUAGAAGAAAUUAAAAACAGACAAAACGCAGCACGGAAUAACAGCCCACCUAUUGUGUCCAAAGAACCUAGCAUCGAUGCUAUUGGAGACUCUGAGUGUGAUAUCUUGUCGCUGGAGCGUACAGUAAACAUCAUAGAAACAUCGGAUCACCCCAGGCACUAUGAAAAGGUGGCUUCUUCCAGCAAAAAUGGAUUUUGUAAUCCUGUGGCCAGUGAAAGGAUAAUUAAUGACAGAAAGCACUUGCGUGAUGGAGAAGAAUGUCGCGUAUUGCCCAUUUGCAGUAUGAUGUCAGAAUUUGAAAGCCUGACCUUCCGAGAACAAGAGGGCGCAGGAGAAUCAAGUAAAAUCAGUGAAAAAACUGUGAAUGAGAGAAUUCUGGCUCAAAGAAUAAGUCAGGGUAGAAUAGCCAAGGACCAUCUGGAUAAGACCUGCUAUGCGGUUGCACUGGCAAGUUCUUCUGAGGCAAGUGCUACAGGUAAACCCGGAGAGGCCAAGUUAAGGACAGAGCACAAAAUACCAUCAGAAAAGGAGCGAUUGGCCAUGGAAUCUGGAAUUCAGACUAAUAAGGCACAAAUAUGUCAAGAGCCUCCUUCCCACAAAUUUCUGUUGAAGACUUCACCCACAAAUAAGAAAUUAUUUCUGCUUGGGGAACAGCCCUCGAAGCUGGACAGUGAUGUCUUAGCAGCUAUAGAAGCAGAACAGAUUGAUCCACAGAAGUACCCCCUUAUUUACAAAUGGAAACAUGCGGUGCAGUCGUACUCAUCAUCUGACAGGCAAAGUUGGCCAAGUCCGGCACUGAAGGGAAGAUUCAAGUCCCAAAGCACUGCUGCUGGCCCACCAAAUGCUUCAGUGUAUUCUAGUCCAGGAAGAAACAGUCCUGUGACGGGAAGUCCAGGGAAAUAUGGCAAUGCUGCCUCAUUCUCUCCAGACCCUGGGAGCCCUGGGCGCUACAGUCCAGCUUGUAUCAACCAUGCGCUGUUAAAACUGCGUUAUUUUUCAGAGCCUCCUACUCACUAAACUAUGAUUUAUUUUCCUGGAACUUUAAUUAUAUUUUCAUUGUUAGAGUGGAGGAAAAAAUUACAAUGUUACUAAAGUGACAUGAGGUUUGCACUUGGCUAUUUAUUUUUCCUCAAUUGAGGACAAAUCUAUGUUGCAAAAAUUGAAUAUAUGUCUUUAUGCCAUAUAUGAGAUGAUAGAUUACUGGUGAUAUGCAAGAAGUUAGUGACAGUCAGUGCAGUUGUCCAGUAGCUAUGAAUUAACCCUUGUUGCCAGUAGAGCAGUGAGCUGAACCUUUACUUAGAAAUGGUGGUAUUUUACUAUCACCAGCUGUCAUCACAAAUAACUCAUUAGCCCUCAACUACAUUUCUUUGCCUGGAUAGUCUGAAGGAAGCACAUCAGCAGCAAAGUCUUACCAGAAAUCUUAUUAGAAGUAAUGGAUGGCAAGCUGUAAAAUGUUCUUCCACUUGCAGGGGAACAUGGCAAUUGAAAAGCCUAAGGCAGAGCCUCAGUAACAACCACCUUUCAGUGAUGGGUAUGAGUGUGAUACCCUUGUGCAUAAUCAGCCAGCAGGUUGAUCUAGAUAGUUGAAUACACACACACACACGCAUAUAUGCACACAUAUAUAUGUAUGCAUGUAUUUACACAGAAAACCUCAAGUUUUACCUGAUCUGAGGCUGUUACAAACACCAUGAUACUAAUGAGUGUUUUAGUAAAGGAGCACUGUAGAAAUUACUGGUAUUCUGCUAAAGGUUAGUUUUAAGUUUAAAAAAUAAAAUUAGUUUGUUUUUCCCCACGAAAGCUUUCAACAUUAGCAGAUGUUAAUAGUUAUUACAGAAAAGCACAUCAGCAAUAAUUUCAGCAAGUUUACCAGCAACAUACCUUAAUGGUCUAGUUUGUAAUAUAUUAAAGUGGUAUGCAGUGGCCUGUGAUACAGCUACUUAUUUCCCAACUGUUAAGAGAUGAGUAAGGACUAUAACUAUUUUCACUGAAAUCUACACUUUCACUAUGCCUCUAGCCUGGAUGUGGUAAUGAUCUUUUAUUACAGGAGUCAAAAAUUGUAUUCUUUCUUUAGCCUUCCGUGAAAGUGACUUAUUUUGACAGCACAAUGCUGAGACUGAAGACUGCUUUUUCAAAAACUCAAGACAGUUUAAUGUUUGUAAUGUUGCUUGAAAGAAAGCUUCCAGAAAGAGGUCUCUAGUACUGCUGUUUUAAAUAAAUACAUUUAAAAAGGAAACAGAAAAAAAAAAAAGGCAAACUAUCUUAUAUUUCCAACACAAAAUUGAUUAGAAAAAUAAUUAAAACCUUAAAAGGCUGUGCAAUUAAAAUAAAAAAAAAAAAGGUGGAUUAGGAUUCAUGGAUGGCACAUGGAAUGUGAGUAGAUAGCCUUCUGGGACUUUUGUAACCUAAAUGUAUGGCUAAAGAAACACUAAUGGUAGGCAGGCUGUUACCACUUACUUAGUACUGGUCCCUUCACCACCUGUAGCUCUCACCGGUACAGAGCCUGGCUUUACAAAUACAAACCUUAACAGGAUUGAUGGCUAUUGCUCACUAGUGACUGUUUCAUACACACUUAAAUGGCUUCAUUAUUUGGUAUAAACCUGAAAACUGCACUUAAUGCUUUUGCAAGCUCAAUAGUGCCUUUUGUAACAUACCUUUUUAAUUAAACUUUUGUUCUUUUAAAGCUUAAAAAAGUGGCACCCGCUUGCAGUGGGCCACACAAAGUUUUUCUUCUGGGAUUUCUGGAAUGGAACGUAUUUUAACUUCUCUUUCUAAGUUUAUUUGGUGCAACAGCUCUGCACUGUGGAAGAACAUUCCUAUUUUAGAAAUUAAUUAUUUUUUAAAAAUAAACACUUAAUUAGAUCUUUCUUUAUAAUUCUUUUUCCAAUAAUCUGAACAUUAGGAAAAACAUUUUACUCAAAUGACUGUCAUUCAGAGAUAUUCCAGACAACAAACUUGGGGUGGGUGUCAUUCUUUAGCAGACAUUUAAACAACUAACCGACUAUGUUACCAAGUAUAUUAACUUGACUUUUUCGUAUUUUUUUCAGUUGUUUGAUGCAGCAGUCUCUGUGGUCUCAAACUACUGUUGGAAGGCUCAAAAUUCCUACAGUUUUAAUUAAAAAGGUUUGGGGGGGAAGGUCAGUAAUUCAAUGUAAAUUAUGUCUUUGUCAUUCUUGAGAAAUUAUUCAAAUGAUAAAGGGAAGUAAUUGCAUGAUAUCAAGGUAAAGACAAAGUCAUAGGGAAAGUUGCUAAGCAGAUAUCUGGCCAUUCUUAAUUUGUCAUAUGGCAACGCUGCACUUUUGAUAAGGGUUUAUCAGAGCCAGGAGACUGAUACUAACACAGUAGUAUUUUUUCCUUUUUAUGCUUUGCUUUCUCUUUUUUUUUUUUAAUAUUUAAAUGUAUAUUACUGUUAUGUAUGUGUAUACACACACACGAAAACACACUAAGACACUUCCCUACCCUACCACCACCGUACCCUGCCUUCCACUUUGUAAUUUUGUUUUGGUUCAGUCAAGAGAAUAUUUUUUUAUUUGUUACAUAAUUUGCAUUACUCCAGUUGUACUGCAUUUUACAAGGGAAUUUUUCUAACAAUGUAUUUUCUUCGUCUGUUUAAAAUAGGAGCAAUUUAUGUAGCGAUUGAUCAGUCACCAUUGUGAAGUAAAGCUCUUCCACACAGAGCCUGUGGAGACACUAUAUCAGAUUGGAAUUGCUUCAGUUUACUUUUAAAGGUGCAAGAGAUCAGGGUUUUUUUUUGUUGUUCUUUUUAAAUUAGCCAAGUGUCAUGUUAAAAACAAACACAGAGUUACCCAGCUUUCUAUUCAAAAAUAAAUGAGUGCUAAAAGUGUCACAAUGUAUUUGCUUAAUGGGGCAUAGUGGUAAGUAGGUGGGGUUGAUACCAUGACACGGUUAAAUUGCUCAUUACUCACGUCCUUUGUAUAUGUGCGCACAAUGAGGUUUGAUUAUUAAGCCACUACUUAAGUACUUUCAUAAUCUUUAAGAGAAAAGAAGUCUGCAUACAAUAAAAAUUAUCUUCAUACUA